AUGGGAGACACAGAAAACACACUUCCACCUUCCAAGAAAAGAGCUGCUGGAAGAGAAUUAUCAAGAGAUAACCCUGGUCUUGAUGAUGAAGAAGGUGAUAUUCUUGAUCAAGAACCAGGCACAUUCAAGAAAGCUAGUGAAGAAGUACUAGCCAAUAGAAGAAUUGUAAAAGUCCGCAGAAAAACACCAUCUGCACCUUCAUCUAAUCCUUUUGCAUCAAUUCAGUUAAUACCCCCUACAGAUCCCACUCCUGUUACACUCACUAAUGUUGAAGAAACUGAAAAAACAGCUUCAGAAGUGGUGGAAAUAGAAUCUCAAGAUAAUGCAAAAAAAGAAACUGAAAAUCAAGAAGAUGGUGGUGAUCAACAACCUGAAAUCCAAAAAGAAGAGGCUGAGUGUGAGGCGAAAAAAGAGACUGAAAACAACAAAGUUGAGAAUGAUGAAAAAAGCAACAGCUUUAGCUCAUUCCAACACCUUUCAAGUAGCCAAAAUGCUUUCACUGGACUUGUAGGAACAGGGUUUUCAAGUUCAUCAUUUUCAUUUGGUUCAAUUACAAAAAGUGAGAAUCCGAGUUUCCCUUCUUUUGGUAGCAAUGGAAAUGAGAAAACCGAGGGAAACAAAUCCAUGCAAGAAGUCCAUGUGGAAACAGGUGAGGAGAAUGAAAGAGCUGUUUUCACAGCAGAUUCUGUGCUGUUUGAGUUUCUUGAUGGAGGGUGGAAAGAACGUGGGAAAGGGGAAUUGAAAGUGAAUGUUUCAAGAAGUGGAAUUGGGAAAGCCAGACUUGUGAUGAGAGCUAGAGGGAAUUACAGAUUGAUAUUGAAUGCGAGUAUCUUUCCUGAUAUGAAACUGACAAAUAUGGAGAAGAAAGGGAUCACAUUUGCUUGUUUGAAUAGCACAGGUGAAGAAGGGAAAGAUAGUCUUUCAACUUUUGCUUUGAAGUUUAAAGAUUCUUCUGUUGUUGAUGAGUUUCGUGCUAUGGUUACACAACACAAAGGCAAUACAGAUACAACAACAGCUGUUUCAUCUUUGAAGACCCCUGAAAAUUCUCCAUGA
Molecule: messenger RNA, 1053 nt
Organism: Lactuca virosa
Lineage: Eukaryota; Viridiplantae; Streptophyta; Magnoliopsida; Asterales; Asteraceae
Source: the annotation of a GenBank genome assembly